GUUGUUCGUCAUCUCUGCGUUGCCGCGUACUCUUCGACUUGCACAGACCGCUACCAGAACAAUUUCCUUGAGCCGGGACGCCCAUUGCAGCAUCGCCUGUCCUCGUCCCAGCAGAGGAGACAAAGAAGGGCCGCCCACCACGACCGUACCCGCGACUCACGAUUUUGACCGAGAGGACCGACGGCUGACCCUUGCCAUUGUGGAGCCGAGACGCCCGAACAGGGGGACGCUGCUGCAGGCACGACGUGGAGCUGAAGGUUGAGCAGGAUCGAGAACGCAUUACCGUCGCAUCAUCUCUCUUUCUCUGUUCCCUCUCUCUCAUCGCACGAAAUCCAUACGUACGCGAUUGCUCCGACGUCAGACACGCAGCUCGCGAUCGGCAUGGCACAGAGAGCCGACCAGGGGCUCUGAUUGAUCUGCAACCUACCGUCGCUGGGCGCUGUCGAUCGAACCGGCCUCCAGGUGGACUCGACGACGACGCUUCGCGGCUGGAAGAACCCUCCACCACAGCGACUGCAUAAACAUACACGCGCGCGCGCGCACGCACGCACGCACACAUACAUACACAUAUAUCCGCAAUGCCAACGCCGGGAUACGCUGCCGUCAACGGCAGCGGCGGCGGCGGCGGCAGCGGCGAGGGAGGCGGCCGUGGCCAGAGCCGCUCGCCGCAGCCAGCAGACUCGUCCUCGGCGUCGAGCUCGGCCAGGUCGUCGCCGGCCCCAAUGGCACGGUGGUCACGGCACGAGAUGGCCUCGUCGCGGCGGCGGCUCUCGGACCGCGCGCACCGCACGCGCAACUCUUACCACCCGCGCGAACUCGCCCGCCGCGGGUGGAAGCUCUACCUGUCGUGGAGCGAGCAGGUCGUCGCCACCUACAUGCGCCUCUCGCCGCUCUACCGCGCCCUGGCCGCGCUCGCCUGCGUCCUCGGCUGGGUCCUCCUCAUCCUCGUCCUCGUCUACUCGCACCGCUUCUUCGCCUGGCUGGCCCCUUACUCCAAGUCGUGGCGCGCCCGCCCCGGCGGCUGGCUGCUCAUCUUCUUCCUCAUCUUCGUGACGGCCUUCCCGCCCGUCAUUGGCUACUCCACCGCCACCACCAUCUCGGGCUUCGUGUACGGGUUCCCCCUCGGCUGGCCCAUUGCCGCGUCGGCGUGCGUCCUCGGCAGCUUGUGCGCCUUCCUUGCGAGCAGGACGGUGCUCAGCGGCUACGUUGACCGCAUGGUCGGCCGGGACCACCGCUUCGUCGCGCUCGGGCAGGUGCUCCGUCACGAGGGCAUCUUAUACCUGACCGGCAUUCGAUUCUGUCCGCUGCCAUUCAGUCUUAGCAAUGGCUUCUUGGCCACGAUCCCGAGCAUCAGCCCAAUGUCCUUUGCCGUCUCCACCGCUUUGUCAAGCCCCAAGCUUCUAGUCCACGUCUUCAUCGGUAGCCGCCUCGCCGUGCUCGCCGAGCAAGGCGACUCCAUGACCGCCGGCGACAAAGCCAUCAACUACCUCAGCAUGGCCAUUGGCGGCGUCAUUGGGAUCCUCGUCGGCCUCGCCAUCUACCGCCGCACCAUGGCACGGGCCGCCGAGCUGCAGCGCGAAGAGGGCGGCUCGGCUGACGAGCUCGCGGCGGCCGAGGACGGUGAUGCUGGGUACGACGACACGGACGCGACGCUGCUGGAUCCCGAGGACGCCGCGGCCGUCAUGUCCGAUGACGACCUGUCGCUGUGGGACACCCAAGGCGCGGACUCAUGGGGCGAAGGCUACCAUGACGACAUGGCCGACGACGUACAAAAGACGAAGAGGAAUGGCGCCAGUAAUUGAAACCUCUUUUCCGCCGAUGGCCAGUUUUCAGCGUCUCGUGUUUUCAAUACAAAUAGAGCAUAACGUUUGGGCUUUGCUUUGGCAUAUAUGGGUCAAUAGACAAGAUAGGCGCUAGUUGGCUGCGCAUUGCUUCAUAUACAUUAAGUGCCAAUAGAGAUGGAGAAAAGAAGGUAUGGGCGCAUGUGAUACAAGUCAUCAUCAUUAUAGUAACUAUCAUCGAUCCAUAUGCC
Messenger RNA from Purpureocillium takamizusanense, 2032 nucleotides. It is a transcript of the gene TVP38, whose product is annotated as Tlg2-vesicle protein. Gene Ontology annotation, cellular component: Golgi membrane. Gene Ontology annotation, biological process: mitotic spindle elongation; vesicle-mediated transport. Bases 579 to 1802 code for a protein of 407 amino acids. The record is from RefSeq and is a predicted model, not a curated record. The transcript has 2 exons. NCBI's taxonomy places the organism in Eukaryota, Fungi, Ascomycota, Sordariomycetes, Hypocreales, Ophiocordycipitaceae.